Messenger RNA from Paracoccidioides lutzii Pb01, 930 nucleotides. RefSeq names its product methionine aminopeptidase. The record is from RefSeq and is a predicted model, not a curated record. The transcript has 5 exons. The coding region runs from base 1 to 930 and encodes 309 amino acids.
AUGGGAUCCAAGACACCAGAGAAUCAUCGUCGAGGUCUGAAUGAAUCGCCAACACGCGAUACAACUGCUGCCGUCAAUCCUACCAGGCUGGCUGCAGCAAGUGGGCUGCUUCAUGGUUCGCCCGAAGGGGAAGAUGAGGACGGGGAGGAUGAGGACGACGACAAGAUUGGAGCUGACCUGAAAUCUAACAGUCAGGCAAGAACAACUCCUCCAAGGGUUGUGCUCGCGAGCCAUUUUCAUGAUCAGCGAUAUCCAGUGGGCGAGAUCGUCGAAUAUGCGGACGGCCAUGACGAUCUUCGACGCAACACUGCUGAAGAAUCGUCACCUUAUGCUCGAACAAUCGCAAACCCCGGAAUCUCGAUGAGCAAGCUUGCCCAAGAGAUUGAGGAUGGCAUUCGGGCACUGACUAACCACCAAGGUAUUCAGACCGGAGACGCCCUCAAGGCCGUCCUGGGAUUUCCGAUUGGGCUCUGCUUGACUAACAUAGGUGCUCACUGGACUCCCAAUCCUGGAGCAAAGAAGGUUAUUCUCCAGUUCGACGAUGUCUUGAAAGUGGAUUUCGGGGUUCAUGUCAGUGGCAGGAUUGUCGAUAGUGCUUUUCCUGUUGCUUUCAAUCCAGUCUCUGAUAAUCUCCUCGCAGCUGUCAGGUCAGCCACUAAGACUGGGCUCAAGGAAAUUGGUUUUGAUUCCUGCAUAGCCGAAAUCAGUGAAAUAAUCCAAGAGGUAAUGGAGAGUUUCAAAGUCGAACUGAACGGAAAGACUAUCCCCGUCAAAGCUGUUCGAAACAUCAGCGGCCAUAACAUCUUACGCUACAAGAUCCAUGGUGACAAACAAAUACAUUUCGUCAAAAUGCAAAUAUGGAAGAAGGUGAUGUAUUCGCCAUCGAAACUUUCGGCACCACGGGCAAGGGUUAUCUCAGAGCUGAUGUAG